This is a messenger RNA of Linum tenue, 1818 nucleotides long. Lineage: Eukaryota; Viridiplantae; Streptophyta; Magnoliopsida; Malpighiales; Linaceae. The record is from the annotation of a GenBank genome assembly.
GGGCUUUUAUAGGUAAAACCAUAAAAUUCAAAGGUCAAAAAGAAUAACUAAAAUUGUUCAGGGGAUUAAAUGGGAUAUGGCGUAAAAUGAAAAUUAGGGCUGAAGAAGAUCAUCAGUACAUUCGGAUUCGGUAGUCCAAUAAAACCUCAAAACCAAUUCCUUUCCCCGCCGGCUCCCUAUCUUGUCGCCGGAGUUGCUGUCCAUCUCACCGUUCGUUGGCCUCUCUCUUCCUCCUCUCUAUCUGGUUUCUUGCCAAUCUGGCAGCGGCGGAAGCUUUCAGUUUCUAGCUCAGCUGUUUCGGAUGCAUCAAUGUUCAGUCCGGUUCAGCUCCAGUGAACUGAUAAUCGAGUCUGGAGCCUCUGCACCGACUAGCUUUUUCUUAAAUGGAAACUGUGAUAGUGGGGCGCCAGUUUCUGGGUUGUUCUUCGAUUUGGCAAUCAAUUUCUAGAAUGAAAAUUGUCUGAGCGUUGGAAUAGCAUUUCCCUGGGUUUGAGCCUUUGAGGUAUAAAGAAAUCCUGAAUCCCUAGCCAGAAAGAAAGAAUCAUGAACAAUAGUGAAAAGAAGCGGAUGAACGGUGAAGCAGAAGAAGAGAAUGAAGAAGAUGUUGAAGAUGAAGGGCGUGAUGCGUGGGAGAGGACAUACACAGACGAGAGAUCAUGGGAGGCAUUGGAAGAGGACGAGUCAGGACUGCUUCAACCUAUUGAUAACAAAGCAAUCUACCAUUCUCAGUAUCGUAGACGCCUUCAAUCUCUUUCAGCCACGUCCGCUGCAUCGAGGAUCCAAAAGGGGCUCAUUCGGUUUCUCUGUGUAGUGGUCGAUCUUUCCAAGGCAGCUGGAGAGAUGGAUUUCAAACCAAGUCGCAUGGCUGUGAUUGCAAAACAUGUUGAGGCUUUCAUUAGGGAGUUUUUCGACCAGAACCCACUUAGUCAGAUUGGUCUGGUGAUUAUAAAAGAUGGGGUAGCUCAAUCUUUGACCGAACUUGGUGGGAGUCCUGAGGCCCAUAUUAAGGCCUUGAUGGGUAAGUUAGGUUGUGCAGGGGACUCGUCACUCCAGAAUGCUCUUGAACUUGUCCAUGACACUCUCCAUAAAAUCCCAUCAUAUGGUCACCGUGAAGUUCUCAUUUUGUAUUCUGCACUCUCAACCUGUGAUCCGGGUGAUAUAAUGGAGACUAUCCAGAAAUGCAAGAAGGCUAAACUAAGGUGCUCAGUUAUUGGCCUCUCUGCCGAAAUGUUUGUGUGCAAACAUCUUUGCCAGGAAACUGGUGGGUCAUACAUGGUUGCCUUGGAUGAGGGUCACUUCAAAGAGCUCUUACUAGAGCAUGCACCACCUCCUCCUGCCCUUGCUGAAUUCGCCAUUGCGAACUUGAUCAAGAUGGGUUUCCCACAAAGAGCAGCAGAAGGUUCUAUAGCAAUCUGCUCCUGCCACAGAGAAGCUAAAGUAGGUGAAGGGUAUAUAUGUCCAAGAUGCAAAGCCCGUGUAUGUGAACUGCCCACAGAAUGUCGUUUUUGUGGAUUGACACUUGUCUCGUCACCCCAUCUAGCUAGAUCUUAUCAUCAUCUUUUCCCAAUCGAGCCAUUCACCGAGGUAUCUGCACGUCAAUUGGAAUUGAGUAGAGUAGCUUCAAAAACUUGCUUCAGUUGUCGAGAGAGCCUUCUAACUCCUGGUACUAACAAGGCUGGCCCUUGUGCGGCUUGUACAAAGUGCAAGCAGUAUUUCUGCCUUGAUUGCGACAUUUAUAUUCACGAGAGCUUGCACAACUGCCCUGGCUGCGAGAGCCGAAGAAUUACCCCUGCUGCUGCCUCUGUUACUAUGAGUUGA